AAUUCGACCAUAUUAGAUUAUCGGAUGCAUAUGGAAUAAUCGGACCAUUGUUGUGCAAUAAAAGGGCGCCGUAUUCAAUUAACUCUAGAGAUAACUGGAUGCUUGUGGAAUUGUACACUGAUGGAGAGUUAACGAGACAAGGGUUUUAUGCAUCAUAUGAGGCUACAGACAAAAAUGAGAUAUUGUCCGAGACUACGAUUCCUCAAGCGAACACAGAUGCUCCCAAUCCGCCAUUAGAUCUUACUUUGAUUACGUGUGAAGGGACAUCCGACACUGUAUAUUUGGAUGGUCUUUCUGGUGACUUUACAUCGCCAGGGUACAUGCCUAAUGAUCCAGACGCUACGUAUCCAAACUCUGUUGACUGUAGUUUUUUCAUAAAUGCUACUGAAGGAAUGGUUAUUGAAUUAACGUUUGUUGUGUUUAAAUUGGAAAGACCUGGACUUAAAGGAACUUGCAAGUACGACUACGUUAGAAUAAGAGAUGGUGGUGAAUCGAUUAAAAUAUGUAAUAUACAUAGAUUCUAUACUCGAAGAUCUAAAGGCAAUUGGUUAUAUAUUGAUUUCAAAAGUGAUGGCAUUAACCUUGAGAGAGGUUUCCAUGCAUCAUACACUACAGUUCCUAAAGAGGAUCCUGAGUGUGGUCACCCAUUAUAUUUAAACAGUAGUCAUGGAGAU
Owenia fusiformis is the source of this 674-nucleotide messenger RNA. The record is from the annotation of a GenBank genome assembly. NCBI's taxonomy places the organism in Eukaryota, Metazoa, Annelida, Polychaeta, Sabellida, Oweniidae.